AUGCCCUCCAUGGAUUUGCUUCGAGGCAUCGAACCCACCCGACCAACACCCUACGACAAGGGCCCAGAAACGUCGCAACUGAGCAGAGAUGGCAGUAUCAGCCUCGACGAUAUGUCGAUGGGCAGCUUGUCACCUGUCGACAUGCCCGUCUUCGCCCGCAAGCACGAUCCCCCCGUCGACCGGUCCGACUUGACCAACUCGCCAUUGUUGCUCAUGGUUCCGUCGGAGUCGGCGGUGAUGGGCCAGCUUCGGCCUGCCAGCCCCGAAGGCCGAUACCCCCUUCACCCUCCGGCUGCUAGCACUUCGCUUUCCCCCCCAUCACCAAUCCUCCCAUUACAUAUCUACUUGAUGGACAAGAAUGAUCAUGAACGUCGGCUCCUGAGGCUGUCCGGCUGUCCGAGCCUCGCCCUUCACGCAGCUAGGCUCGAUUUCGGGUCCGAGCCGGAGUGGAGCGGACGAGCGUCGAGGGGGCCGGAGGCAGAGGGUCUCUCGGAGCCACUUUCUUCUUGGGACUAUGUCGAGCGUGAUGAGGAGCUGCAUCAAGAAACUCAUCGCGCGCCAGCCGCUGCACACAAGAGGAACGUCGAAGCUGCUCGAAUGAUCGGCUCUGGUUUAGAUGAUCGCCGGAAAAUGGCACGCCCAGCUCCGACAGGCAAGCACCGCCCCGUUUCGCCCUUGUCGGCCGCCUCGCUCUCUUCUUCUCCUCGUGCCGAUGUCUCGACCAUAUCUGACCUCGUCGCGGAUGCACCCCUGGCAGCACGGCAUAUCUCUCUUCACCGCGAACUCCAACGAGCGGGCCUGGGCGGUCUCGGGACGAGCGCUCACAGCCGACUUCGUUACCAUCGGUGA
Molecule: messenger RNA, 849 nt
Organism: Hirsutella rhossiliensis
Lineage: Eukaryota; Fungi; Ascomycota; Sordariomycetes; Hypocreales; Ophiocordycipitaceae
Exons: 2
Coding region: 1-849 (282 amino acids)
Source: RefSeq, a predicted model, not a curated record